AUGCAAUAUUUGAAAUUGAUGAAGAUGAAAAUAAAUAAAAUUUAAGAAAAUGGAAGUAAAAAACAUAGGAUCUCCCAAUAGGAAAGGCAGAAUUUAGAAAUGGGUAUGCUAGAAUUUCUCUAUAUAAUAAUAUAUAAUAUAAAGAGUUUUAUUUAUUUUAGUAAAAAUGAAACUUUGACAAAGUAAGGAUCUACAAAAUAAACAAUAAUUUAAAAAAAUAAUUAAAAAGAAUAUUUAUCUAAGAUUUUUUCAUACUGUCAUAUAAUGUUUAGAUUCAAUAAGCGAUCCAGUAGAUCCAUAUUGAGUAAAACAUGUCAAUAAAGAAUAGUUUGUAUCAUAAAAAAAAGUCUAGAGAAUUAUAUAUUGUUUGAUUUUGAAAAUUAUUGUAUAAGACAAAUAGAUUUAUUAAGAAAAAUAAAAAAAUCAGAGCUAGAUUUGUGGAUAAAGGAAACUUAGUUAUUAAAGUUAGUUGUUUUAAAGUAAUAAACUGAUUUAGCUAACCGUAUAAAAUGGGAAUUGAUGUUUUAGAUAAUAAUUUAGUUAAUCAUUUUAUGA
Messenger RNA from Paramecium sonneborni, 555 nucleotides. Lineage: Eukaryota; Ciliophora; Oligohymenophorea; Peniculida; Parameciidae. The record is from the annotation of a GenBank genome assembly.